AGUACUCAAAUCCUCCGUAAAUGGAGUAGAUAUAGAAAUGAACAUGAAGGAACUUGGUAAAUUUCUUUAUCUAUCCUAUGAAGGGUGUAAUUUUAGGGAAUUCCUUAAUUUUUCUAGGGAAUUCCAUAAUUUUUCUCCCUAUGACACUGUUACCCUCAUUUGUAACGAAAAUAUACGUCAACUUGAGCGACUCACCGUUGGAGGGAUUAAGCCUCACUUUUGUGUUCUUCACUACUUCAUCACUAAAGAACUUGCUUGAUACACCCAAUGACGGCAGCAAAGGGGAGGGGCAGACUCGAGUCGUGAACGACGAAGGCAAGCUUGCAUGGGAUGACGAGGAGGCACCAGGGACAGCAACGGAAGGGGACGACGAGGAGACGACAGGAGCGGAGAGCUACAGGAGGGGACGUCGAACGCUCGAAGUCUUCCCCACCGAUACAAACUCGUAUCAUUGUGCUCUCAUUGAGAGGAUAUUCGCCAUGGCCCGAGAAUUGGAAGCGAAGCACAACGCCAUAGUACAAUCGGUGAGCAACCGGGGAGGAUCCGUUAACCCUAGUGGCAGCCGCGGUUUCCUUCCAGUAGGGCGUACGUCGCAGGGCGGGAGUGUCAACAAUGCUGCCAAACCAUCCAUACUGGGCAGCGGUCCUACGUCAAGUACUCACAGCCGGGAAUCUACUGCUUCUACUCCGAUUCGUUUACUCACACGAGCGGAGAAAUUAGAAAAAGAUGCCAAGGGACUUUGCUACAAUUGUGACAAAAAAUGGAGCCGAGACCAUAAAUGCGGUCGCUUUGUGUUGAUGAUGGGUGAAGAAGAAGAAGAGGUGACUGACGAGCCAACCGAAGACGUCGAGGUCACAGCCGAUAUCUCAAGCUUGCAUAGCAUGGCCGGCGUGACCACCCCGCGAUCAUUACGUUUAACGGGACACAUGGCGGGAGGUUCGGUUGAAGUGCUGAUCGACGGGGGAAGCACCCACAACUUUGUACACCCGCAGGUCGUAGAGAGGAUGGGGUUGGCCGUGGAGACAGCGCCGCCUUUCCGAGUCUACGUGGGGAACGGCGACUCCCUUCAUUGUGAUCAACAAUGCAAGACCGUGGCUGUAACUCUCCAAGGGACGGAAUUCGUGGUCGACUUAUACAUAUUAAGAAUCCACGGACAUGAUGUGGUAUUAGGAGUCCAAUGGUUACGACUGCUUGGGCGAGUUCUACAUGACUACGAUAAAGUCACCAUGGAAUUCAAAUGGCGUGACCAGCCUGUUACCCUACGAGGGGAUACACCCGUGCCCAGGCCAGUCCCUUUGCACCACCUACGGUCCUUACAGGGGAGACAUGAGCUAGAGAUUUGUGUAGAAAUUCUACUCAUCCAAGACAGUACACUGGAGAAGGACAUCUCUGAGGGAAAAGGGCCGCCACUGCCGCCGAUUAUUGAGCAGAUUCUGGCCGAAUACCAGGGGACCGAUGGCCAGACGGAAGUGACGAACCGGGCGGUAGAGCAGUACCUACGCGCUUUUGUGCAGGAGAAACCGGCAAGAUGGACGGUACUGCUACCUUGGGCCGAGUAUGCAUUAAACACUAGCGUUCACUCGGGGCUGGGGGUGACGCCGUUCGAAGCCCUCUAUGGAAGACCACCGCCUACCUUUCUACCUUAUCGUCCAGGGGAGAGCAAAGUUCCAGAAGUUGAUCAUGUGUUAAAGGAAAGGGAUGCCAUGCUACGCAGACUCCGGGAACAUUUGCGAGCCGCUCAACAGAGGAUGACUGAAGCGGCCAAUCGACACCGGCGAGAGGUCCAAUUCGAGGUGGGGGCAUUGGUGUUGCUUAAAUUACAACCACCGUACAGGCAGCACUCCGUCGCACGACGGAAGUCCCAAAAGUUGGCGCAACGAUACUAUGGACCGUUUCGGGUAUUGGAACACAUCGGGCAGGUGGCAUACAAACUCGAGCUGCCGGAAGGAUCGCGCAUACAUCCGGUUUUCCAUGUAGCCCUCUUACGGCCCUUCUAUGGGGAUGUGACCGGGGUGAAGUCCUUGACACUGCCCGAUGAGUUCGUGCAAGGGCAGCCACUCUCGACACCGGUACGGCUUCUUGCUAGUCGACAGGUGCUUCAAAAGGGGAAGCCAGUCCAACAAUAUUUGGUCGAGUGGUUCGACGGGUCGCGGGACGACGCAACAUGGGAACUCGCCGAGGUGCUGGAGCAACAUUUCCCACAUCUCCACCUUGAGGACAGGGUGAUUCCUCAAGGGGUGGAGAGUGAUACACCCAAUGACGGCAGCAAAGGGGAGGGGCAGACUCGAGUCGUGAACGACGAAGGCAAGCUUGCAUGGGAUGACGAGGAGGCACCAGGGACAGCAACGGAAGGGGACGACGAGGAGACGACAGGAGCGGAGAGCUACAGGAGGGGACGUCGAGUCCGAAUGGCCCCGGCAUGGCAAAAGGACUAUUUACUUAAUUAAUUUACGUUUAUCAUUGUUUACAUUUCUUUUUAUUCGUGUAAUAGUUUUUUUUUUGGUGAGCGAAAUAAGCUCCUUCGAGGGUUUCUUUACGGUUCUUUACCUCGUCGCUUUUUCUUGAACCGUCAGGGUAGAAAACGUAGUAAUUAGGAAUUAAUUGGAAUUAGGGUU
This is a messenger RNA of Cuscuta campestris, 2615 nucleotides long. Lineage: Eukaryota; Viridiplantae; Streptophyta; Magnoliopsida; Solanales; Convolvulaceae. The record is from the annotation of a GenBank genome assembly.